This is a messenger RNA of Vigna unguiculata (cowpea), 1440 nucleotides long. RefSeq names its product G-type lectin S-receptor-like serine/threonine-protein kinase At1g11330. Lineage: Eukaryota; Viridiplantae; Streptophyta; Magnoliopsida; Fabales; Fabaceae. Gene Ontology annotation, biological process: protein phosphorylation. Gene Ontology annotation, molecular function: protein serine/threonine kinase activity; ATP binding. The record is from RefSeq and is a predicted model, not a curated record. Gene Ontology annotation, cellular component: plasma membrane.
GUGCAGGCAUCACAUCCCAAAGCAUGGAUAGUUCUUUCUUGUUAUCUUUUGUGGUAGGAUUUAGUAUUCAUCCUAUUCUUCUGAUGAGUUUAUUUUUGUCAAAUGUAGCCAAUAAGAGGAAAUCAUGGACAGGGAGUGUGAUUGGUGGAGCUCUACUAAUACUUGUAUCAUCCUUCGUGUUCUAUUUAUUGUGGAGGAAACGCAGAAUAGCGGAAGAAAGAUUGAAGCAAAAGAAGAUAUUAUUUGAGAUCGAAGGAAUAACAAACCCUUCUUCCCUUUUAGACAACAGACGCUCAAAAUUUAGUAAAAUUGAAACCACAAAUCAUGGGAUGCGUGUGUUCAGCUUUGAAAGCAUUGAAUUAGCAACUGAUAAUUUCUCUUCAGCGAAUAAGUUGGGUGAAGGUGGCUUUGGACCUGUCUACAAGGGAAAACUUAUUGAUGGUCUAGAAAUAGCAAUAAAGAGACUUUCUAGAAGUUCGACACAAGGAUUAGCUGAGUUUAAGAACGAGGUUAAAUUAAUUGCGAAAUUCAACCACACUAACUUGGUCAAGCUCUACGGUUUCUGCAUUGAAAAAGAAGAAAGGAUGUUGAUCUACGAAUACAUGCCCAACAAAAGUUUGGACAGUUACCUUUUUGAUCCCACCAACACUUUGUUGGAUUGGAAGAGAAGAUUUUCCAUCGUUCAAGGAAUUGCACAAGGACUUGUCUAUCUUCAUACGUAUUCAAGACUAACAGUAAUUCACAGAGAUUUAAAGCCAAGUAACAUUUUAUUGGAUUAUGAAUUGAAUCCGAAGAUAUCAGAUUUUGGUUUGGCAAGGAUAUCUGAGUUGAAUGAACCCAAAAAAAAGACAAACAAGGUUGUUGGAACUUAGUAAGUACACCUAUAAUUUGAAUUCUAUUUCUCUUAAUUAACUUAUUUUUAAAAGCUUAUUUUAUCAGUAACUUACUUUUUCAGUGGUUAUAUGUCUCCUGAGUAUGCUUUAAAUGGUAUUGUAUCAACAAGAAUGGAUGUUUUUAGUUUCGGAGUAUUGAUGCUUGAGAUUAUCAGUGGUAAAAGGAAUUCUAGUAAUUUUGAUUCGGACCAUCCCAUCAAUCUCAUAGGACAUGCAUGGCAGACGUGGAAUAAGGGUGAAGCUUUAGAAUUAAUAGACCCUGUUUUGAAGGGAUCAUGUGUUGAUAACGAAGUGUUAAGAUGCAUUAAUGUCAGCCUUUCAUGUGUGCAAGAUCAAGCGGAUGAUAGACCAACUAUGUCAAAUGUUGUAUCUUUCCUAUCAAGUGAGUCUAUUCUGCUAGCUGAACCGAAGCAACCAACAUUCUUCACUAAUACUGCAGAGAAAAAUCCUAGAAGUCCUAUUGUUGGUGGAAGAAAUGAUUCUCUAAAUACCGUAACAAUUUCGACAAUGUGUGGUAGAUAAAUUUAAGAUAAACAGAAAUGAUGAA